Molecule: messenger RNA, 5107 nt
Organism: Pantherophis guttatus
Lineage: Eukaryota; Metazoa; Chordata; Lepidosauria; Squamata; Colubridae
Gene: DSE
Product: dermatan sulfate epimerase
Molecular function (GO): chondroitin-glucuronate 5-epimerase activity
Source: RefSeq, a predicted model, not a curated record
ACUCAGGAGGCUGAGGCCGGACAGAGUAGGGCCGCCCGGGAGAAAGGGUUGCUUUCCACAGAUGCGUCGCUUCUUGUUAGCCCCGCCACUGCUCCGGGAGCCUGGGAGGAAGCAGCCAGCCUUGUUACAAGAAAGCGGAAUUAUUGUGAACGUCAAAAGUCUUUUUUUCUCUGGAAGAAGCAUUGCGGGCGGAAGCUGGCCCUCGCCUUCUGCCACUUUGGCGGGAAAAGAACUUCGCAGGCGUCUGAGACUCCGGCCAGCCUAAACCGAAAUCCGCCAGGGGGGCCAUCGGGAGAGAGGUGGGACUAUAAGGGGCUCCUUCGCCCUCUUCUUUCCCCUUCUCCGGUGACGUUGCGGUCUCCUCCCUCUGGCGGAGUUCAGGCGCUUGCGAACGCCGUCCUGUGAUCGGCGCGGCCCGAGCUGCUUCCAUCCAUCCAUCCAUCCGUCCGGCUGUCCGUCCGGCCAACCUAGCCGGUCGAGCAUCCGUCGCGGACCGGCCGCCACUUCGUCCGGCCGAGCAGAAGUUUGCCCGCGCUGAGGGGUAGCGACGUCGUCCUUUACUCUGCUGGCUCAGCAUUCCUGCCGCCGUGGAGUGAGAAAAGGCUGCGCCAAGAGCAGACUGAGAAAGAGAGAGGCUCCUUCAAAAAUGAUUUGGCUGCCUUCAAGACCUGGAGCUCUAAUGCCAAAAUGAGGACUCACACACGGGGGGCUCCCAGUGUGUUUUUCAUACAUGUGGUUUGCUUUGCACUAAUCUGCAGCACUGACAACAACCCAAGCACUGCUGUUCCAUUUGUCAAUGCCAACUACGACAACUACCCAAUGCUCUACUUCUCUAGGCGAGAGAUACAGGAUCUCCGAUAUAAGGCAGGCACUACACAUCAACACAUUGCAGCUCGGUUGGUUGAAGCUGUGCAAAUCAUGCUGUCAAACUCUUUGGAAUAUCUUCCUCCCUGGGAUCCCAAAGACUUCAGUGCUCGGUGGAAUGAAAUAUAUGGCAACAAUUUGGGUGCUCUAGCAAUGUUCUGUAUACUUUAUCCAGACAACAUGGAAGCCAUCGACAUGGCCAAAGACUACAUGGAAAGAAUGGCGGCUCAGCCUAGUUGGUUAGUGAAGGAUGCUCCAUGGGAUGAGGUUCCCCUUGCUCACUCUUUGGUUGGAUUUGCCACUGCUUAUGACUUUUUAUAUAACUACCUUAGCAAGUCCCAGCAGGAAAAAUUUCUGGAAGUAAUUGCCAAUGCCUCAGGAUAUAUGUAUGAAGCCUCAUAUAGGCGUGGAUGGGGUUUCCAAUACCUACAUAACCAUCAGCCUACCAACUGUUUGGCCUUGCUGGUAGGAAGCCUGGUUCUAAUGAAUCAAGGUUAUCUUCAGGAAGCAUACCUUUGGACUAAGCAAGUCCUAACAAUAAUGGAGAAAUCUAUAGUUCUACUACAUGAAGUGACAGAUGGCUCCUUGUAUGAAGGCGUAGCUUAUGGCAGCUAUACCACCAGAUCUCUUUUCCAGUACAUAUUCCUUGUCCAAAGGCAUUUUGACAUUAACCACUUUAAACAUCCCUGGCUUAAGCAACAUUUUGCUUUUAUGUAUAGAACGGUUCUACCAGGAUUCCAAAGAACUGUUGCUAUUGCAGAUUCCAACUACAAUUGGUUUUAUGGUCCGGAAAGCCAGUUGGUUUUCCUAGAUAAAUUUGUUAUGCGCAAUGGCAGUGGAAACUGGUUGGCUGAUCAGAUUCGAAGGAACAGAAUACUUGAAGGUCCAGGGACACCUUCCAAAGGACAGCGUUGGUGCACACUUCACACAGAGUUUCUCUGGUAUGAUUCAAGCCUGGGAUUCGUCCCUCCACCAGAUUAUGGUAUUCCCAAACUUCAUUAUUUCGAGGACUGGGGAGUUGUAACAUAUGGAAGUGCUCUGCCAGCCGAAAUCAACAGCCCCUUUCUCUCCUUCAAAUCAGGAAAGCUGGGAGGACGUGCAAUCUAUGACAUGGUUCACCAGAACAAGUACAAAGAAUGGAUCAAAGGUUGGAGGAACUUCAAUGCUGGGCAUGAGCAUCCAGAUCAGAACUCAUUUACGUUUGCCCCCAAUGGUGUACCUUUCAUAACAGAAGCUCUGUAUGGACCAAAAUACACAUUUUUAAAUAAUGUGCUGAUGUUUUCUCCAGCUGUAUCAAAGAGUUGUUUUUAUCCAUGGGAAGGACAAGUUACUGAAGAUUGCUCAUCAAAGUGGUUGAAAUAUAAACAUGAUCUGGCUGCAGAUUGCCAAGGGAAAGUAAUUGCUGCUAUAGAAAAAAAUGACAUAAUCUUUAUUAGAGGAGAAGGAGUGGGUGCCUACCAUCCUAAACUAAAGUUGAAAAGCGUACAAAGAAACCUCUUACUUCUUCAUCCCCAGCUUCUCUUGCUAGUGGACCAAAUAUAUCUUCAAGAUGACAGUCCUGCCAAAAUAGCAACUAGCUUCUUCCACAAUGUUGAUGUGCCUUUUGAAGACACAGUUAUUGAUAACGUCCACGGAGCCUUCAUUCGGCAACAGGAUGGGAUCUACAAGAUGUACUGGAUGGAUGAUACUGGAUAUAGUCAAAAAGCUAUCAUCGCCUCAAGAAUGUAUCCCAGAGGCUACCCUUACAAUGGGACAAACUACGUGAAUGUCACUACUCAUCUGCGUAGCCCAAUCACUAGAGUCGUAUACCUCUUCAUUGGACCUUCUAUAGACGUCCAGAGUUUCAGCGUCCAUGGGAAGUCUCAGCAGCUGGAUAUUUUUGUCACCACCAGUGAGCAUGCUUAUGCCACCUAUCUGUGGACCGAUGAGAAUAAAAGCCACUCUGUUUUUGCACAAGUUAUUGCAGACCAUCAAAAAGUGGUGUUUGAGCGAGCUUCUGCAAUUAGGAACUCCCCAGUUUCAGGAGUAAAGGACAAUAUUGAGAUAGUAGAGAAAAACCUUCAGCAUUUCAAGCCUGUGUUCCAGCAGUUAGAGAAGCAGAUCCUUUCACGUGUGCGGAACACGGAUAGCUUCAGAAAGACAGCUGAACGCCUACUCCGGUUUUCAGAUAAAAGACAGACAGAAGAAGUCAUUGACAGAAUAUUUGCAAUUUCUCAGCAGCAGCAAGGCAGAGCAAAAAAGAACAAAAAGGUGGCUAAAGGCUACAAAUUUGUGGAUGCUGGCCCAGAUAUAUUUGCACAAAUCGAAGUCAAUGAAAGAAAAAUUCGGCAAAAAGCACAAAGCUUGGCCCAAAAAGAAUUGCCUGUGGAUGAAGAAGAAGAAAUGAAAGAUCUUCUGGAUUUUGCAGAUAUUACCUAUGCGAAAGAGAAAAACAGUGUGCCAAUCAAAGUUCAACCUGGUCUGUCCCAAAUAUUUUCCACUACUCGAAGCAGUGCUCCUUUAGUGUCAGCAUCUUACACACGUCUUUUCCUCAUUCUGAAUAUUGUCAUUUUCUUUAUUAUGCUAGCAAUGCAACUCACCUGGUUCCAGAAAGCCAAGAGCUUACAUGGGCAAAGAUGCCUUUAUGCAAUCUUGUUAAUUGACAGCUGUAUAUUACUGUGGCUAUAUUCUUCUUGUUCCCAAUCACAAUGCUAGCAAAAAAACAAAACAAGACUGUGAAUGCUAUUUGACCAUUCUAUGAUUAGGUAUGUUUAUGCAAAAGUGCAGAAUAUAUUUUCUUUUCUGAAUGUAUUCCAGAAAAUAUCUAUGGAAAAAUUCUCUUUUAAUCAGAGAAGAUGAAAUUAAUGGGCAUUGAGACAUUUGACACAUUUCUCAGAUUAUCACCUAUAUACGGGUCAAGUCUGUUCUAUAAAUGAAUGUCUUGUGCUUUUAUUCUGAAUUCAAUAUGUGCAUUUAAUUUUCUUCUCCAAAACCAAUUUUCUUUGUCACUGAGUUGAUUUAUUAUUUUUUGAACAUAUGCAACUGGGAUGGUUUAAUCAAAGUCUACUGAUCGCUAUCGUAUGGAUAAUCCUCAGAUAAUAGUCCUCAGUGGUAUAUAUUUCUUUUCAAUGUUUUGCCUGUUUUAAAGUACUGUGCUAUUACAAUUAGCAUUUUUUUAAAAGUGUGGAUACCAUUUCUUCCCAGUUGGCCUUCAGACCUAUUUGUUUUGCUUCCACCUUAGUUACGGUACUUUUUGGAGUACAAGAUGCACUUUUUCCCCCCCUAAAAGAGGGUGGAAAUGUUGCUGUGUCUUAUACACCGAAUACAGCCAUUUUUGGCCUCCCGAAGCCCGGCCCCGUGCGUCCCAUUUUUGCAAAAAACGGGCCCACUUUUCACAAAAACAGGACAUGCAGAGGUUUUGGGAGGCCUGCAGAGUGCUCCUAGGGGUGAGCCAGGGAGGGCAAAAACUUUUUUUUUCUUGCUUACCUCUUCGAAAUCUUGGUGCAUCGUAUACACUGGUGCGUCUUAUAGUCCGAAAAAUACGGUAAUUGUGAGGACCCUUUUUCAAAUGUGACCUGUCAUGAGAUAGAAAAACCGUCUGGCUAAGAGAUGUAUCUAACUUUAAAUGAAUCCUUGUUCCAUAGAUAUUCUCCUUGUAUUCAGCCUCUUUUCCCAUUAAUCUAAGAAAACAAUUAUGGCUAAAGCAUAGCAUGUUAUCAUUUCUUGAGUCCAGGAUCCAAACAGUAUGGGCAUACAUGUUAUCAAGUUACAAAGUAUCCAUAAUCUAAUGUCACAGACAGAAAUGGUAUUUUUAUGAAACAUUCCAACAAAUUGGGUCCUCAUAAUUUUCUAUAACUGAUCAAAUACUCAGUGGUCAAUGUAUAUUAAUGUGUCAAUCAGUUUACUUGAGGAACUAUGCAGAAUAUAAAAUGGUUAAGAUUCUAGAAAGUAGACGACCACUGAGGAUGGAAGAACCUACAUCUGGUAGUCAUUGAUAUUGGUAUAUUAUAAGGUUGCAUUUAAUGCAUAAGAUGAUGUUAUUUGUUGCAAUGCUUCUCUAUAAAAAUUGGAUCCUUUCCUUGAGAAGCAUAUUGGAAGUAAUUGAUAAAUGAAGCCUUUGACCUUGCUAGAUUUGAUAUCAGGCCCGUAAGUACUAGAUAUUGUUCAAAUAAGGAAUGUUUUCGACAACCAAGAACUUUAUUUUAAAGAAAAUAAUGUUUGUCCCAGAUGUCUUUUGCUAAAUAAAUAAUGUCAGUUAUGCAUA